UUGAAUACCAGCGUUUUCUGCGUGCUAUUUGACACAGAUUAACUAAGGGUAGAAACUAACAAGCGCUUUCGCUAAGGACCAGGGGGGUAAGUCUGGCUGCCGGCGUGGAGCACGACACUUUUCAUUGCUGCUCCAGGCUAGACCUACCCGUUUCCCUUGCAACUAUCCUUAGGUCACAAUCUUGCUGCUGAAAACUAUUCCUAAGGAGAGGGCAGACAUGGCUUCGGCCACAUCAUCAUGUGUCCCCGCGGAUCCGUCAAGAAACGGUACCUGCUGCAUCUGCUUGAGACCUGUGUAUGCUAUGGAAGCAAUCAUUGCGGAGUUCAAGUUCUAUCACAAAGCGUGCUUUCGGUGUGCUCAAUGUCAUCGCACUCUUUCGGUGAUGAAUUAUGACACUCACAAUGGAUGGAUAUACUGCAACGCACAUAUGCCCAAGACUACACCAGUCGUGGGCCGGCGGUCUAGUGAUAACUUGUCACCAACAAACCCGCGAUCCCCGACCGGUCAUCCCUCAACGUUUCCAAAGCAUCAGCAUCACAAUUUCCCCCCGAGCGGUACACUGUCUCCGUUAGGCAUAAAGAGGCACAACUCAGAAACCGAAACUGAAUGUUCCUCGCCAUUAUCUCCAGACCGGACCUGGAGUGAACGUUCCUUCGGCCCAUCUUCAUCUCGAUUCCACUCUUCCGGAUCCUCACGUCCGCAGAUGAACCCUCAAACAUUUCAGCUACCGCCUUUCCCAGGAGGCAUGAAUUGUGGGAGUUCAGUGUCAGAACGAGUUCGUGCAUUUUCGAACGAGAAAACCUCUGCUGGUAAAGAUCCGAAACCAGAUAGGCGAGAUAUUGACGACAAACACAGCGUAUCGGGGUCGUCGCUUCGCAGAACUCAGAGCGAAGUUCGCAAAGAUAGGCAGCGAGGGGGGCAUACCGAGAGAAUGUCGGGAUUAGAUACCAUUUCGCCUUCACCCCCAACCACAACCGUACCGGAAGAUGGUACUAUGGACUUCGAAGGACCAUAUGGCAGAGGUCACCUUGCAUCUCUCAAACAGCGGGCUCCAGGCCAGGGCCUGUGGGUAAAUACCGGAGGCUCCCAUCGUCGAGCAUUCAGCGUGGAGCAGACCAGUACGCAUCACUAUCCCGCCAAUGCUCGGCGCCCUUCCACAGGCUCCGACCAGUACCGAUCUCUCCUACACCCUAGUGCUAGCUAUGAAUCCCUGCGAUCGACUCAGAGAUCGGCAAACUCAAGCCAUAGCGACUUGGAGAAUUUAGGAGUCGGGGAAGCAAAGGAUAAGUCGAGAUUGACCAUAAACAAAUGGCGUUCGGAGCCAGGUGUACAAUUGACAGAGCAAGAGCGGCUUCACGCACUAAGAAAGAAGUCUCCGCGGGUAUCCAGUGGGGACGGGAGUAUACAGUCAUUAUUGAAUUUGAGCGUGAACGCAUUGACGCAAAUGGAGAGUGAUCCAUUCGAGUCCAAUGGUGAUCUGAAGGAGAAAAAAGGCCACCGCCUCUCACUCUCAUUGGAGGCGUUGACCAAAAAGAAAAGGACAUCGAGCUUGCAACAAUUGCUACUUGGGGCUGGUCCAACAAACUCCCUCUCCAUCGAAUCAAUUAGCAGUGUAUCGUCGACACACACGAUUUCUAUUCUCGCCGAGCUGGCACAUAUCGUGUCUACACAAGGAUCCGAUUUGAUCUCGCUUUACGAGUCCGUUGGACGCUCGCGCUCGCGGCGGUCAGUUGGACCCUCCUCGAUAGACGUCAGUAACGCUGGAAGGCAUGCGCAUACGGAGAUUUCCAUUACAGUCUUUCGCGGCAUUAUGGACAGUGUUCGAAAGAUUACGGAGCUUGCCAGCCCACUAGUAUCAACUAAAGAGCUGAAAAGCUAUUCUAUGGCCCUGGCUGUGAAGGAGAGAGAGGCAGAAAAGGAGGUUACUUCCAAUGGGAUGUGUCCGUCAAUAGACUCCCUGCGACAAGCGAUCCAAGACACAGUGUGGGCAGCGCAAUCCGUGGUCACACAGUAUACUGCUACGCAGAAAAAGUUAUAUAUCACAUCAGCAGAAGGGUACCGAUUAGAAGCUUUCGGAGAUCCGGAUACCUCACCCAUUAUCCCCUCAUCGAAUCAACCUGUCAACAACAUAUAUUCCUCGUAUCCCUUAGAGCACAUUGGUGGGGAUGCAGACUACUAUCGUAAACAUUUUCACGGACAUGAUCACAGAACAUUUAUUGGUGACCAUAGUAAACUUGGUCCGGUUAUAAUAUCCUUGAUGUACAGACCAAAUGAACCGCGCAAAGGCGAUUCCCAGGCUGCGGGCGGCGUGGGAUCCGCUGGUGGUGGAGGAGAGAAGGAAAAGGAAUCAGGAGGUGAUGCAGAGUUUUGGGCCAUAAUGCGGACAAAGGAGGCAUUUGACUUACGAGCAGUUAUACAAGCAUCGCAAGUGUCUGGGCAUGGUGUGUUGCGAAAUAAGCCUGACGCGAGGGCGGUGCUGCAAAUGUUACAUAAAGAUCUCCAAGCGCAUAAACUGCGUAAGGUUUCGGACCCUUCCAUUGAGAAGAAACUUAUGGUAUUGGACGAAUUGCAGUUAAUUACGAGAUAUAAGUUUGGCGCCUUGUAUUGCAAAGGCAAUCAGAGCACUGAAGAAGAAUACUUCAGUAACGAAACGGGAAGUCAAGCAUUCGAAGAGUUUCUUUCUUGUCUCGGGGACAAAGUGGAGCUGCAAGGCUGGCAAGGUUACGCGGCAGGGUUAGAUACCAAACAUGGCCAGACGGGGAAGCAUUCUCUUUUCACCAAAUGGAGAAACUUUGAUAUUAUGUUUCACGUAUCAACCUACCUGCCGUAUAAAAAGGAGGAUAAGCAGCAAAUCCAGCGAAAAAGGCAUAUUGGGAAUGAUAUUGUGACGAUAAUCUUCCUUGAGGGUGACGGAAAAUUCAACCCAAAAUCGGUCAAAUCGCAAUUCCUGCAUGUUUUUAUUGUGGUGCGGGAAGACAGAGUGACCCGUCCCGGGGAGGUUGGUUAUCGGAUUGCGCUGGCAAGUAAUGUGGACGUACCGCCUUUCGCACCUCCUCUCCCGACCCCACCGGUAUUCUGGGAUAAGGCAGAGUUGAGGGAUUUCCUACUGGCGAAAAUGGUGAACGCCGAAAAUGCCGCCUACAAAGCACCCAAGUUCAAGACACCACACCACCGUACCAGAAAUGCCGUGAUUGAUGAGAUUAUUCGGGACUACUGGUCAAUAUCAAAGGGAAGAGGGGAUCGUCGCCGAAACGAGGAUAAGAAUGGCGCAUCUGCACGUUCUUCAGUGGGUUCCGUUAGUUCCGAUGCGAGUACAAUUGUGCUGCAACAGCAGCAUGGUGGCACACCGCGAGGGUCAGAAGCCGGUCCACAUCGCCGAGGCUCUCUAUUUACAGGCAUUGGAGGGUUUGCAAGGCGGGGCAGUACGGUGGAGACUGAUGGUUCUUCUGGACUACCAGUUCCCUCUUCUCGGAAGGGUUCGAUACCAGAUUUGUUGGUGGAAGAAUGCCCCGCACCAUCACCAUCGAAUCUUGCUCAUUCUAAAUUGUACGGAGGAAGCAUGGAUGCGCUAGCAGAACCAAAGAAAAAGAAAGGCUUUAGAAAGCUGGCCAGGUCCAAGAGUACGAAACUCGAUACAGAGGCUAAAAUAAGGUCACGCUCAACGAAUGCGCUCUCUUCAGCAGAAUCCAUACCAGAAGUCGCAGGGGAAGAUACAGGCAAGAGGAAGACUCCCAACCACGGCUUGCUAUCUGCAUUCAACCUGAAACGAAAAUCGCAGGAAGAGAAAAACAAAAGCCGGAGUAUGGACACCGUAGAAUCGUUACGAGGGAAUACUAUUGAGGGACGAAGGGAAAGUCUGACGGGUUUGAUGUCGUCACGGACAACGAAACAGGAUGUUUGACGGACGUUGAUAUUGUUGAUGGAACAGCACAAUUUGAUGCAGUUUUACUAGGGAUUCUCUCUCUUUGUAUCAUAGUGAUCAUUUUCUCUAAUAGGCAUGAAUACCCCAAUGAUUCAAUAUUUACUAGAA
Molecule: messenger RNA, 4030 nt
Organism: Spizellomyces punctatus DAOM BR117
Lineage: Eukaryota; Fungi; Chytridiomycota; Chytridiomycetes; Spizellomycetales; Spizellomycetaceae
Exons: 15
Coding region: 218-3901 (1227 amino acids)
Biological process (GO): regulation of small GTPase mediated signal transduction; activation of GTPase activity
Cellular component (GO): cytoplasm
Molecular function (GO): GTPase activator activity
Source: RefSeq, a predicted model, not a curated record